AUGCAAUCACAUUGGUUAAGAGAUGUUUCAAAAGCCUGUUCUUCAGGUUGUUGUCCCAAUGCUUUUGUUGGCUUUCCCGAGUCUAAUGCACAGAUCCCUGGCAGUGCAGCGGCAUCACGGCAUGAGUUUGAGGUUUGCACAGCUAAUUCUCUGUACCCGAAUUCCCAUUUCACCAAUCAUGAGUCGCUUCCUCCAUUUGAGGAAUCGUUUGCUUGUUUCAACAAAGUGUACCCUCAAUAUUCCCAAACCAAACAGGCUGACCAUAUCCGAGCAAAAGAAUACUGUCAUCUUUCCCACUCAAAGCAUGUCUGUCUUGACUACGUUGGCCAUGGCCUCUUCUCUUAUUCUCAGCUUCAAACUCAAUUUCCAGGCUCAACUCUUUUCCCUUCUUCAUCACUUUCUUUAGAGCCUGCAAUUUUUGAUAUUUCCUACAAGUCAAUAAACCUGAAUUCUCAGGUACUAUAUGGAACUAGGGAAGAAUCACAAUUUGAAUCUGAUAUAAGGAAAAGGAUCAUGGCUUUCAUGAAUAUCUCAGAAGCUGAUUACUCCAUGGUUCUUACUGCCACUCAGUCAUCUGCUUUCAAGCUUCUGUCGGAGUGUUACCCAUUUCAGUCUAGUAAAAAUCUUCUCACGGUUUAUGACUACCAAAGUGAGGCUGUUCAGGUGAUGAUUGAGAGUUCCAAAAAGAGAGGAGCAAAUGUCAUGUCGGCUGAUUUCUCAUGGCCAAAUCUAGAAAUUCAAUCAGAAAAACUGAGAGGGAAGAUAGUGAGUAGAAGCAAGUACAAGAGAAGAGGACUUUUUGUUUUCCCACUUCAAUCGUGGGUCACAGGAUCAAGAUAUUCAUGUCUAUGGAUGAGUAUGGCCCGGGAGAAUGGGUGGCAUGUGUUGCUUGAUGCAUCUGCGUUGGGAGCUAAGGACAUGGAGACCUUGGGGCUCUCUCUUUUCAAUCCCGACUUCCUCAUCUGCUCCUUUUUCAAGGUUUUCGGAGUAAACCCAUCAGGAUUUUGUUGCUUGUUUAUCAAGAAAUCCAAUGCUUCAAUUUUGAAUGAUUCAGUCACUGCUACAAUGGUGGGAGUAUUGCAUCUUGUCCCAUCUUCAGGGCCAGCUCAAAUCCCUGAAAAAUCAGCUAAGGUUGAUGAAGUAAUGGAUACAUCCUUUGAAUCCGGAAACUCAGAAAUCAGCAACACCCCUAGAAUCGAAUGUAGAAGCUUGGAUCAUGCAGAUUCAUUAGGCCUGAUACUAAUCAGCAGCAGAACAAGGGGCCUCAUCAAUUGGUUGGUGAAUGCGUUGAUGAGCCUUAGGCAUCCAAAUUCAGAAAAUGGAAUUCCUGCAGUCAAAAUCUAUGGGCCCAAAAUAAUGUUCGACCGAGGACCUGCAGUAGCAUUCAAUGUAUUCGAUUGGAAAGGAGAGAGGAUCGGUCCUGCACUAAUCCAAAAGCUGGCUGAUAGAAACAACAUUUCAUUGAGCCUUGGGUUUUUGCAACACAUUUGGUUCUCAGAUAAGCAUGAAGAGAAGGUGUUGGAGACAAGAACAAGUGAAGCUGAAGGAACAACGUUAAGCAAAAAGAGCCACAAGUUUCCUGCUGGUAUAUCUGUUGUUACAGCUGCUCUUAGUUUCAUCACAAAUUUUGAAGACAUUUAUAGGCUAUGGGCAUUUAUUUCCAGGUUCCUUGAUGCUGAUUUUCUGGAGAAAGAAAAAUGGAGAUACAAAGCUCUUAAUCAGAAAACUAUUGAAGUUUAGGCCCAACAUUGAUUCUUCUUUCAUUCUUACAGACU
Molecule: messenger RNA, 1775 nt
Organism: Hibiscus syriacus
Lineage: Eukaryota; Viridiplantae; Streptophyta; Magnoliopsida; Malvales; Malvaceae
Product: molybdenum cofactor sulfurase-like
Exons: 1
Coding region: 1-1740 (579 amino acids)
Source: RefSeq, a predicted model, not a curated record